Molecule: messenger RNA, 4642 nt
Organism: Mauremys reevesii (Reeves's turtle)
Lineage: Eukaryota; Metazoa; Chordata; Testudines; Geoemydidae
Product: E-selectin-like
Exons: 19
Coding region: 356-3133 (925 amino acids)
Biological process (GO): response to cytokine; leukocyte tethering or rolling; heterophilic cell-cell adhesion
Cellular component (GO): external side of plasma membrane; membrane
Molecular function (GO): sialic acid binding; oligosaccharide binding
Source: RefSeq, a predicted model, not a curated record
UUGGGUCUGGGAGAGGAAGGCAUAUGGGUGUGUAUUUGUGAGUUUUGGCAUCAUGGAUAUACUUUUUCCUGGGGAAUUUUUCACUUUCUUACUAGGAGAUAUCCUCUUAGCUACGUCACUGGAAUUUCUAGGAAGUAGGAGCUGAUAGAAUAAAAAGGCUGUGAGCUGAAGGCAAAGGGCACACUGUGACUGGCAGCUCUGCACUGCAUCUUAGCAUAAGAAUCACCACAGUGACUUAGCAAAGGAAAACAGUCGCUGAAGACACAUCUUUACCAGGCUGCUACGUAGCACCAGGCAUCACAGCCACAAUCUCCAUUUCUUCAAAGAGCAAAGUGAAGAGAAGUUCCCCAGAAACAUGAUUGGCCUGUGGUUCCUCUCUGUUCUCACUUACGGACUUAUGGUGCUUGAGGAGGGCAAUUGCUGGACAUACCACUAUUCAGAAAAAAACAUGACCUAUAAGCUUGCGGAGGAAUGGUGUAGAAAACACUAUACAAAUAUGGUUGCCAUUCAGAAUAAGGAGGAAAUUGUCCAUCUGAAUGCAUUUCUACCCUUCAAUCCAGUUUAUUACUGGAUUGGAAUCAGAAAGAUUGAUAAUGAGUGGACCUGGGUUGGAACAAGAAAACAGCUGACUGAAGAGGCUAAAAACUGGGCUGAGGAUGAACCAAACAAUAAAAAGAAUGAUGAGGACUGUGUUGAAAUCUACAUCAAAAGAGGGAAGGAUGAAGGCAAAUGGAAUGAUGAAAGAUGCAGCAAACAGAAGGUUGCCUUGUGCUACGCAGCUUCCUGUAACCAGUCUUCCUGCAGUGGCCAUGGUGAAUGCCUGGAGACCAUUAACAAUCAUACCUGCCUCUGUGAUGCUGGAUUCUAUGGGCCUGAAUGCCAGCAUGUUGUGACUUGCGACCAACUAAAAGAACCCGAUCAAGGGACGCUGGAGUGCAGCCAUCCACUGCAGAACUACAGCUACAACUCAUCCUGUGAGGUUCAGUGUGCAGAAGGCUAUGAAUCAACUGGGUUUGAACCAGUUUGGUGUACCUCUUCUGGAAACUGGUCUGCACCCACUCCAGCAUGUAGAGUUGUGCAGUGUGAUGGCUUAAAGGCCCCACCUCAUGGCUCCCUGACGUGUUCUUCUGUCUCUGGGAACUUUCUGUGGAAUUCAACCUGUGAGUUUACCUGUGAAGAAGGGUUUGUGUUGAAGGGAUCAGACAGGCUGCAGUGCGGCGCUUCUGGAGAGUGGAACGGACAGCAGCCAGAAUGCGAAGUUGUGCAGUGUGAUGGCUUAAAGGCUCCGGCUCAUGCCUCCGUGACGUGCUCUCCGGCCUCUAGGAACUUUCUGUGGAAUUCAACCUGUGAGUUUGCCUGUGAAGAAGGGUUUGUGUUGAAGGGAUCAGACAGGCUGCAGUGCGGCGCUUCUGGAGAGUGGGAAGGACAGCAGCCGGAAUGCGAAGUUGUGCAGUGUGAUGGCUUAAAGGCUCCAGCUCAUGGCUCCGUGACGUGUUCUCCUGCCUCUGGGAACUUUCUGUGGAAUUCAACCUGUGAGUUUGCCUGUGAAGAAGGGUUUGUGUUGAAGGGAUCAGACAGGCUGCAGUGCGGCGCUUCUGGAGAGUGGGAAGGACAGCAGCCGGAAUGCGAAGUUGUGCAGUGUGAUGGCUUAAAGGCUCCAGCUCAUGGCUCCGUGACGUGUUCUCCUGCCUCUGGGAACUUUCUGUGGAAUUCAACCUGUGAGUUUGCCUGUGAAGAAGGGUUUGUGUUGAAGGGAUCAGACAGGCUGCAGUGCGGCGCUUCUGGAGAGUGGGAUGGACAGCAGCCAGAAUGCGAAGUUGUGCAGUGUGAUGGCUUAAAGGCUCCAGCUCAUGGCUCCGUGACGUGUUCUCCUGCCUCUGGGAACUUUCUGUGGAAUUCAACCUGUGAGUUUGCCUGUGAAGAAGGGUUUGUGUUGAAGGGAUCAGACAGGCUGCAGUGCGGCGCUUCUGGAGAGUGGGAUGGACAGCAGCCAGAAUGCGAAGUUGUGCAGUGUGAUGGCUUAAAGGCUCCGGCUCAUGGCUCCGUGACGUGCUCUCCGGCCUCUGGGAACUUUCUGUGGAAUUCAACCUGUGAGUUUGCCUGUGAAGAAGGGUUUGUGUUGAAGGGAUCAGACAGGCUGCAGUGCGGCGCUUCUGGAGAGUGGGAAGGACAGCAGCCGGAAUGCGAAGUUGUGCAGUGUGAUGGCUUAAAGGCUCCAGCUCAUGGCUCCGUGACGUGUUCUCCUGCCUCUGGGAACUUUCUGUGGAAUUCAACCUGUGAGUUUGCCUGUGAAGAAGGGUUUGUGUUGAAGGGAUCAGACAGGCUGCAGUGCGGUGCUUCUGGAGAGUGGGAUGGACAGCAGCCAGAAUGCGAAGUUGUGCAGUGUGAUGGCUUAAAGGCUCCGGCUCAUGGCUCCGUGACGUGCUCUCCGGCCUCUGGGAACUUUCUGUGGAAUUCAACCUGUGAGUUUGCCUGUGAAGAAGGGUUUGUGUUGAAGGGAUCAGACAGGCUGCAGUGCGGCGCUUCUGGAGAGUGGGAAGGACAGCAGCCGGAAUGCGAAGCUGUGAUGUGUGAAGCAGUGAACAGGCCUGAAAACGGCUUUGUGGAAUGUACCACCCGUCAUCCAGAAUUCACGUACAACUCGGCCUGUGAAUUCCAUUGUGAGGAGGGCUACAGAUUAAGUGGAUCACGCACCAUUCAGUGCACAGCUCAGGGAGAAUGGUCAGAGCCCUUCCCAAAAUGUGAAGUUGCACAGUGUGAAACCCUGAUACUCCCUGAGAAGGGCUCCAUGAAUUGUUCACACCCUCUUGGGGAUUUUGCAUACAGCACAGUUUGCGAGUUUAACUGUACAGAGGGAUGGUUGCUAAAAGGCUCUAACAUACUUCAGUGUGGCGCUGCAGGGAACUGGACUGCAAGUCAGCCGACGUGCGAAGCUCCCCAAGUGCCUGAAGAACUGCUCAGUUACGUCUCUGUUGGAAUAGCAGCCACCGGAGCCUCACUCCUGUCGACAGCAUCAUUCCUCAUUUGGCUUGUAAAGCGCCUUCGAAGGAAAGCAAAGAAAUUUACUCCUGCCAGCAGCUGCCAGAGUCUCAAUUCAGAGUGUACCUUCCAAAGCACUGCUCAUCUAAUCUAACGCCAAGUGACUCUGGAAUUGAAGCUGUCUUCACUGAUGCCUCAGAGCUGCUCAGGAAAUGGAGCUAUGCAGUCCUCAGCAAGCGGCCAGGUGUUGAUACAUCUUGCUGACAAGAUGAUUAGCCUUGGGUCUUGCUACUAAAUACUGAGCUCAGUCAUCUGGUUCUGCCACUGAAGAGAAGCAAGCUGUGGGUAAAACCUUAGCUGUUUACCAAGAGACUACAUGGGUCCCACCAACGUACAGCUACAGUGAUUGGGAGAUCUCUAUUCAUUCUCUGGAUGGGGACAAAAUAAGCUGCUGUCUAUGGGAGAGGUUGGACUCCUCUAGGGUCAGUCUGUAGGUACCAGAGUAGAGUGAACACUUUGCAAUAUACAUGGCUGGAGAUCUCUCCCAUGGAAACACAUGGGUCACAAUUUUUAAAGCAAAAUAGUUAGAAUGGGAAAUAACUGUGGAAUUUCCUUACAAACCAUUGAUUUGAUUCACUGGUAAUUGUUGAAGUAAAUGUACUGUAACAAUAAGUCACAGUUAAUCAAUCUGCUUGUAACACUAUGGUCAGGGUGUUUUGCUGCAGUUCCCAGUGAGUUUUUAUAUUGUAACUUUAAACCCUUGCUAAUGGGAGCACUAUCAGAGUUAGUAAUUAUGCCAGGCACCCUGGUUCGUGAAUGCUGCAAGUAGACCUGAAACAAUUUCAUCCCCAUGGGAUUAAGUAUUGUAAUCUAUAUAAAUAUAUAUUUAGUUUCUUGUGCACUUUCUUCUGCAUGUAAUUCUAUACUGUUUGUAAAUUGUAGAACUGCUGUAGGAUAUCUGCCCUAGAGUUCAGGAUCAUAGAUGUUCUGCAAAAAGUAUGUGACAUCUACUCUGUUCAGAUAAAAUAGCCUGUUGUAUAAUGCAAAAGGUAGUGACUACAGACCUUCUGUGUACUUAUUCCUUCAAAUUUAUCUGUCAUUUAGGGACAGACAUGAUUAAAGGACUGUAUGUGCAUUCAUGUGUGUCUGAACAUAAGAACAUAACAUAACACUAGAUAGAAGUAAAAUGUCAUGUUUAGACCUUUGGGGUCUAAUCCUACUCUCAUUAACACUGAUGGCAAAACUCUCGUUAAUUUCAAUGAUUCAGGAAAAGGCCCUUCAUAACUUACAAGUUGUUCUUUGUGCCACCUUCAUGAAUAUUGCGUUUGAUAACAUUGCAUACACAAUAGUCCAAUGAAAAGACCUGAGGUCAUAUUUUAGUGGCUGAUGUUUUUGUAAGAAGCAGUUAUGUGCGACUGAAUAUUUGGGGGCAGAGCUUCACCUGAUAUAAAUUGUCACAGCUCAAUCAGAGGUACCCUUUUAUGGUUUUCAUGUCUGUAUAUUAUUUAAAUAUAAACUGGCAGCAUAAGAAGAUGUUUAUAUAUAAUGAAUAUAAUCUGCUUAGGUUUUAUAUUAUCAGUAUGGUUUUGAAUAAGUUAUGUAUUUAAUGUAUUUAUGAUUACACAGUCGUGACUGCUUUUAAUCUGAUAUGUGCUGUGCUCUA